Prorocentrum cordatum is the source of this 2649-nucleotide messenger RNA. The record is from the annotation of a GenBank genome assembly. NCBI's taxonomy places the organism in Eukaryota, Dinophyceae, Prorocentrales, Prorocentraceae.
AAGAGGGCCUCCGGGAAGGCCCUCCGUGACCCUUUUGGCUCAAGGGCCCUCUCCGCUCGCAGCCCGCGCGGGGCGGGGGGGGGGCGCUCCCGCGGCAGCCUCGGCCACGCGCAUCCGUGCCGUCAAUCUCCACUCGUCAACGCCCCGACUGUACCCGCUCGCGCGCGCCGGACACGCGCGGGGAGCGGUGCGCCAGUGUGCUCUCCAGCGGGAGCGCCGCCGAGGCCAUGAUGAUGCCCACCGCCGAGGCGCCCGCGCAGGGCCUGGAAGCAGCCUACGAGCAGCUCGCGAACCUGCGGAAAGAUCUGGCGGCGCGCGAGGAGCGGAUGGCGCGCCGCGUGGAGAGCGAACGCAAGGAGCGCCAGACGGCCAUCCUGGAGCUCAAGAGGGACUUGGCCAAGCAGCAAACGGGCGAUCUGGACGCGCAGGAGGCGCGCAUCCUCCGCAGGCUCGAGGGCGACCGCCGGGAGCACAGGGCCUCUCUGACGGAGAUCCGGCGGGACCUGUCGAUGCAGCAGGAGCAGCGCUGCCAGAUCGCCAGCCUGAGGCGGGACAUCAGCAGCGUGCAGGCCGCGCUGGUCAAGUCGGCGCACUGCGCGCCCCCUGGCGCGGCGGAGGAGGCGGCAUCGCCCUGGCGGCCGGCGGCGGCGCCCCCCGAGCCCGCGGACGAGGGCGUGGUUGACAGGCCUGGCGCGGAGAGGCUGGCAUUCGGCGACCUGCGCGACCGGCUCGCGCUGCUCGAGGACGGCCUGGCGCGGCUGCAGCGCGAGGUGAGCUCCGCGGCCGCGCCCCCGCAGCAGCAGGUGGAGGAGGCUCUGCAGGAGGCGCGGCUCGGCAUCGACCGCCUCGGGCGCGACUUCGAGCAGGAGCGCAGCGACCGCUGCGGCUCCCUCGCCGAGGUGCGCCGCGCGCUCCGCGCCGUCGAGGAGGCGCAGCAGCGCACCGAGCGGCGCCUGGCCGAGAUUCUCGAGUCGCCGCCCGCGGCACUCGGCGGCGCCCGCGCGCAGCCGCUCUCGGAAGUCCUCGGCAGCUCCGAGCACGUGGCCCUGGCGGCCUGCGUCGGGGAGCUGGACGCGGAGUUGCGCGUGGAGCUGGCCGCCCUCAUCGACAGCAAGAUGAAGGGUAUCCAGAGGGAGGUCAACGAGCAGCUCCGCUCGUCGAAGGUGGAGCUGCACGAGGACGUGGCGGACUGGAGGUCGCAGCUGGGAGCCCUCAGCUCUCGCGUCGUGAAGCUGGAGGAGGCGAGGCUGGACCACAGGAUCGGCGUGCUGGAGACCGCGCAGCAGCACUCCGCCAUCUACGGCGCGCGCCCGAUCCUGGAGGAGGGCACCGUCACCAUCGCUUCCGUAGGGGAACCCGCGUGCGAUCUGGGCAUCCUCCGGACGUCCUCCGUAGCCAACCUACACGACUCGUUCCUGGCCGCGCAUGAGCAGGAGGUGUCGCCGCCCGCCCCUGCGCCCACCGUGCCCGCCGGGGCGGGCCCGAGCGGCCUGGCGGGGGGCGCCAGGCCCGGCUCGGCGGACUGCCGAGGCGGGCGCGGCGGCGCCUCGUCCGUGACCGAGUCGGCGGGCACGUCGUCCGCGGUCGCCGCCGCCUGGGUCCAGGAGCUUGACGUCUCGUGCAGCUGCUCCAUGGCGUCGGCGCCCCGGCCGUCCGCGGAGGACCCAGCGCAGGCGGCGCUGCCGCUGGGCGGCGGCGACCCGCAGGGCAGCUGCAGCGAGCUGCCGACCGCGAGGCAGCCGCCCAAGGUCGCCGACACCUUGAAGGAGCGCCUCGCAGGGCUCGUGGACCAGGUGAGAGAGACGCUGCACCAGGCCGACUUCUCCAAGAAGGCUGGCGCAAGGGAGACCCCGUUCGACUCGCCGAAGAAGGAGACGGCGGCCCGCAGCCCCCCUGCCGCCCCCGGCCCCGGCGCCUCCGCGAGCCUGGUGCCCGCCGGCCCCGUGCACGCGGCGCCCGCCGCCACGGCCGCGCCCCAGGACGUGCUGCCAGGGCUCGGGCGGCCCUCGUGGGCGGCGGUCGUGCCCGUGGCUGCCGCCCCGCACGCGGUGCUCCGCGCGGAGAUCAUCCACGCCCCGAGGCGCGUGAUGUCGCCCCUACGCGGUGCCUCGCCGGUCAGGCGAGCCACCUCGCCGCUGCGCUGCUGCCCGCCACUGGCGGCCUCCGCUCUGCUGCCGGCGCCACCGGUGUCGCUGCUGGUGGGCGGCGGCCCGAGCCCAUCGCCGGCGAGGUCCACCGCGGCGCUCCCCGCGGGCAUGCCGCGCGCGCAGUGAAGCGCCCACGGUGUGGGCGCCGCGCGGCGCGCCGCGGGACGCCGCCGGACCAGCCCGGAAGCGAGGCGUCUGAGCGUGUGACCGUCCUCCAGCCUCGAGAUCCGGACGCUGCUGUUUUUCACACUUGGAGCUGUAUUCGUUGUUCGGGUUCUCCCGCCCGGGUUCUCUUUGUCUGUUCUCUCGGGCACGGGCCGGCCAGUCUAGGAUGCCGCGCAGCGCUGCCCGCGCCCUUUGUGACCCCAUGCCCCAUGCCCUUCCAGCCUGCGUGCUUACGUCUGUAUUCAGACGGAUACCCAUGCUCGUUCCAACGCGCAGCCAGUAAUCAGGAUAACGAAGUACGGGCCGUGCCGAGCCAAUGCCGCGCAUAUCGCAGAAA